Messenger RNA from Angiostrongylus costaricensis, 738 nucleotides. The record is from the annotation of a GenBank genome assembly. NCBI's taxonomy places the organism in Eukaryota, Metazoa, Nematoda, Chromadorea, Rhabditida, Metastrongylidae.
AUGACCGUUGUGAAGGAACGACCUACAACAAUCAUUGCGCAGUCGCGAGAGGAGUUGUGUCACAAUGUCAAAAGUUAUCUUGUCGAAACACUAGCGCACCUAAUAAAGUAUAAUGGGCUUAUAUCCAUCGGCGUUUCCGGUGGCUCCAUGCCCCAGCUAUUUUGUGACGUUCUCAAAUCUAUCGAUAAUUUAGAAUGGAAGCGUAUUCGGAUAUUUAUGGUGGAUGAGCGGAUCGUCCCAAUCAAAGAUCCAGAUAGCAAUUAUGGUCAGUAUCUGGCAAACUUGCCACCUGAAUGUCAUCAAUACGUUAUCCCUAUCGAAAUAUUCGAUUCGGCACCGAAAACUGCUCUGCAAUAUGAAACGACUCUUCGUGCAACACUUUGUCCUGAACAGAUAGGUCGUCUACCAAGAUUCGACAUUCUGUUUCUUGGCAUGGGGAAUGAUGGUCACACAUGUAGCCUCUUUCCAGGUCAUAGGAUGCUUCAGAAGAAUGAUCUGUUAACAUGGGUAGUGGCGAUUACGGAUUCACCAAAGCCACCUUCUCAACGAAUUUCUCUCACUCUUCCUGUUUUAAAUGCUGCCAAAAAUGUUGCAUUUAUUGUAACCGGCGAAAGUAAAGCAGCAGUGGUUAAGAGUGUUCUUGAUUCUGAUAAUCAACACCUUCCGGCUUCAUUUGUACGACCAUUUAGCAAAAAGCUUAUCUUUUUUCUGGAUAAGGAUUCAGCAAGCAAGUUAUAG